UCUGUAAUUGCAUAAUAUGUUUGAUUUAGUAGAGGAAGAAAUAAUGCCUUCUGCUCUCUACAUGCAAUCUGAAUCAUUCAGAGAUUAUACAAGAUAUGAGACUACUGGUCUUGAUCUCAAUAUCGGCUAUUCGAUCCCACAUAUUCCCGUAUCGAAGAAUAGCCGUCCUACUUGUUUUGAUUUAGAUGAAACAAGAAGCCAUAAGAGGGUAAAACCGGGUGGCGUUGAAUCCAUUGGAAAUGGUAUUGGAUGUUAUGCUGUUAGCAGCAAUGGUGGGAGCAUCAAUGCUAAUUGCUUGAAUAGCUUGCCAAGACUCCACUUCAGGGAUUAUAUACGGGCUUACACAGAAAGGUACUUAGCGAUCGAAGCUAUGGAAGAAGCAGCUGCAGGCUUGAUGAUCAGCAAGAAAAAUGAAAUCAAGGAAGAAGACAUUGAUGGGAUGAAACUAGUGCAGCAACUCAUUGCCUGUGCUGAAGCUGUGGCUUGCCGCGACAAAACACAUGCUUCUGCAUUACUAUCUGAGUUGAGAGCUAAUGCCCUUGUCUUUGGAACAUCAUUUCAAAGAGUUGCUUCCUGCUUUGUCCAAGGGUUGUCUGAUCGGCUUACGCUACUUCAACCGCUCGGGGCUGUGGGAGUUUUAGGUCCUGCAGGAAAAACAAUCAGUUUUACAGCAGAGAAGGAUGAGGCCUUGCGUCUUGUCUAUGAAAUUUGCCCGCAGAUACAAUUCGGUUACUUUGUAGCGAAUGCAACCAUUCUGGAAGCCUUUGAGGGAGAGAGUUCUAUUCAUGUUGUGGAUUUGGGGAUGACUCUUGGCUUGCCCCACGGUGAACAAUGGCGCAACCUAUUACACUGCCUAGCCAACCGCCCUGAUAAAAAGCCUAGAUGCCUCCGAAUAACUGGUGUAGGAAACUCCACUGAGCGGCUUCAGGCACUAGGAGAUGAACUAGAUUGCUAUGCAAGAAGCUUGGGGUUGAACUUUGAAUUUUUGUGGGUGGAAAGCAGCCUUGAAAAACUGAAAAGUACAGAUUUCAAACUCCUUGAUGGUGAAGUCGUAAUCAUCAAUAGCAUUCUUCAGUUGCAUUGUGCAGUGAAAGAAAGCCGAGGAGCAUUAAACACAGUUCUACAGAUACUACAUGAGCUAUCACCAAAGCUUCUGAUUCUAGUAGAGCAAGAUUCAGGCCAUAACGGACCAUUCUUUCUGGGAAGAGUUAUGGAGGCACUGCAUUACUAUUCAGCUAUUUUUGACUCGCUAGACACAAUGCUGCCAAAGUAUGACACAAAGCGAGUGAAGAUAGAGCAAUUCUUUUAUGGAGAAGAAAUCAAGAACAUUGUCAGUUGUGAAGGACCAGCAAGAGUGGAACGACAUGAAAGGGUCGAUCAAUGGCGCAGGAGGAUGAGCAGAGCUGGCUUUCAGCCUGCACAAAUAAAAAUGGCAAUGCAGGCAAAGCAGUGGCUAGGAAAGGCUAAGGUUUGUGAGGGUUAUACAGUUACAGAAGAUAAAGGGUGCUUGAUUCUUGGAUGGAAAUCAAAGCCAAUAAUUGCAGCUUCCUGCUGGAAAUGCUGCUAACAUUGUUCCAUGCAGAAUUAACACUCUUUUCUGAUACUAUAUCAGCAGUGUCUGCCUGGAUUUGGAAUAAUAAUAAUAAUAAUAACAACAAUAAUCAUUGGAAUGUCUUAAACCUUUUCGUGUUCAAAU
This is a messenger RNA of Ricinus communis (castor bean), 1696 nucleotides long. Its product is annotated as GRAS family protein RAD1. Gene Ontology annotation, cellular component: nucleus. Bases 17 to 1567 code for a protein of 516 amino acids. The record is from RefSeq and is a predicted model, not a curated record. Gene Ontology annotation, molecular function: DNA-binding transcription factor activity; sequence-specific DNA binding. NCBI's taxonomy places the organism in Eukaryota, Viridiplantae, Streptophyta, Magnoliopsida, Malpighiales, Euphorbiaceae. Gene Ontology annotation, biological process: regulation of DNA-templated transcription. The transcript has a single exon.